Messenger RNA from Gekko japonicus, 1138 nucleotides. RefSeq names its product three prime repair exonuclease 2 (gene TREX2). Bases 98 to 781 code for a protein of 227 amino acids. Gene Ontology annotation, biological process: DNA catabolic process. Gene Ontology annotation, molecular function: nucleic acid binding; 3'-5'-DNA exonuclease activity. Gene Ontology annotation, cellular component: cytoplasm. NCBI's taxonomy places the organism in Eukaryota, Metazoa, Chordata, Lepidosauria, Squamata, Gekkonidae. The transcript is spliced from 2 exons. The record is from RefSeq and is a predicted model, not a curated record.
GACUUGCCUGAACAUGACUCUCUAGUUUGUCUGCAGAGCGCUUCGAGGAGUUAGAUGCACCUAGAGAAUCGUCGCUUCCGCUAGGAAUCGUCCCGCCAUGGCUUCCCCCCAGGCAUUCCAGACCUUCGUCUUCCUCGACAUCGAAACCACCGGCUUGCCCCGCGACCAGCCCUGCAUGGCCGAGCUCUGCCUCGUCGCCGUGAACCGCCGCUCCCUCCAGCGCCCCGUCCCGGAUCCGUCGCGGCCCCCGCAGCCUCCUCGCAUCUUGGACAAGCUCACCCUCUGCAUCGACCCCCAGAAGCCGUUCACCCCCAAAGCGGAGGAGAUCACCGGGCUGAGCAACCAGACGCUGGAGGAGAACGGCAAGGCGGAUUUCGACAGUGUCGCGGUGGAGGCCCUGAGGGCGUUCCUGGACCGCCAAGCCGGCCCCAUCUGCUUGGUGGCUCACAACGGCUUGCGCUUUGACUUCCCCCUGCUGCGGACCGAGCUCUUGCGGGUAGACGCCGACCUUCCCUCGGAUACCGGUUGCCUGGAUACGCUGCCGGCCCUGAAGGAGCUGGACCGGGUGGCCCACCAGAGCUACCGGCUGGGAGAGGUGUUCUGGCGCUUCUACGGGCAGGAGCCGGUCGGGGCCCACUCAGCCGAAGGGGAUGUGCUUACUCUCCUCUUAGUGUUCCUCGCCAAAGCCCCCGAGCUGAUGGAUUGGGCAUCGGUCAAUGCCCGGAGCUGGGGGGACAUCAAGCCGAUGUACCCCCCCAGUCUGAUCGGCUACAAAAACUGACGCUCAGUCCAAAACUAGAAUGUGCCAAAUUGGUCGCUAUGGUCUAGUGUUGUGAUUUCCUCUGAUAUUUGCCGGCCCGGCUGAAAUUCGCUAGGCCUGAGCUCAGUUUUCCAUGACAGCAGUGUGAUGAAGUAGAUAUUGAAAAUCAGAGCCUUGCCAAUCGGACAAUAGUUUAAUAAGCCUCGCUCUCGAGAGGAGAAUGUCCGUCUAAAAGUAAAAUUAACCAGAACGCUUAAUCUAAAUUUGUCCGUCGACGAGGCGCAAGGUAGAUUUUUGCUAGAGUUAAAAACCUCAGGUAGGUUUGCAUUCAGACUGGCAGUUUGUCCAGGUAUAGGCACAUUUCACAAAUGGAUUAAA